Messenger RNA from Miniopterus natalensis, 3680 nucleotides. It is a transcript of the gene PRRC1, whose product is annotated as proline rich coiled-coil 1. Gene Ontology annotation, biological process: activation of protein kinase A activity. Gene Ontology annotation, cellular component: cytoplasm. The record is from RefSeq and is a predicted model, not a curated record. Gene Ontology annotation, molecular function: protein kinase A regulatory subunit binding. NCBI's taxonomy places the organism in Eukaryota, Metazoa, Chordata, Mammalia, Chiroptera, Miniopteridae.
ACGCCUGUGUGCAUCUUCCUCGUCUUCUCCGAGCCUUAGUCCUAACACCCUGACCUCUCUGUCCCCCACUUUUCAGCUGCCAGGCAGUUACUCUCUCGGGCCCCCAGGAUAUCAUAAUUGAAGAAAAAUGAUGGAAGAAAGUGGAAUAGAAACAACACCACCUGGGACUCCUCCACCAAAUCCUGCAGCACUGGCUGCUGCUGCUGCUGCUGCUACUACUACUACUACUGCUGCUGCUGCGAUGUCUUCCACCCCCGUUCCUUUAGCUGCAACCAGUUCUUUUUCUUCUCCAAAUGCAUCUUCUGUACAGUCCUUGCCACCACACGCAUCGUCUACCCCUCAGCCAUCCCUUCCUCCUGUGAGGCCUUCAGCAUCAUUGCCUUUUGUGCCUCCUUCACCAGUUCCUUCUGCUCCGCCACUUGUUACUGCAAUACCACCUCCUGUUUCUCCACCAGCUGCUGCUGCCCUUACUAAUCCUCCUUUAUCCCACUUCCCAACUUCAACUUCUGCCCCAAGUACUCUUCCAUCUGCACCCCCUUCGGGUCCUCCUACAUCAGGAUUUUCUGUUGGUUCAGCUUACGACAUUACAAGGGGACAUGCAGGAAGAGCUCCCCAGACACCCCUGAUGCCAUCAUUUUCUGCACCUCCAGUAACAGGUAUUUUGCCAACCCCCAUUACUCAGCAAGCUAGUUUGACAUCUCUGGCCCAGGGAACUGAAACCACAUCAGCCAUUACUUUUCCAGAGGAACAGGAAGAUCCUAGAAUUGUUAGAGAUCAGGAUGAAGCAUCUGCUGGUGGACUCUGGGGUUUUAUUAAGGGUGUAGCCGGGAAUCCUGUGGUGAAAUCUGUGCUUGAUAAGACAAAACAUUCCGUAGAAAGCAUGAUUACCACGCUGGACCCCGGCAUGGCUCCAUAUAUCAAAUCUGGAGGUGAACUGGAUAUUAUAGUGACCUCAAAUAAAGAAGUAAAAGUUGCUGCUGUCCGAGAUGCCUUUCAGGAGGUCUUUGGCUUAGCUGUGGUUAUGGGAGAGGCUGUUCAGUCCAACAUUGCCCCACAACCAGUGGGCUAUGCAGCUGGAUUAAAAGGUGCCCAGGAACGGAUAGAUACCUUGCGACGAACUGGAGUGAUCCAUGAGAAACAGAUUGCUGUGUCAGUAGAAAACUUCAUUGCAGAAUUGCUUCCUGACAAAUGGUUUGAUAUUGGCUGUUUGAUAGUUGAAGAUCCCGUCCAUGGCAUUCGUCUGGAAACAUUUACUCAGGCUACACCAGUGCCUUUGGAAUUCGUACAACAGGCUCAAAGUCUAACUCCCCAGGACUACAAUCUGAGGUGGUCAGGCCUUUUGGUGACAGUGGGCGAAGUCCUGGAAAAGAGUUUAGUAAAUGUCAGCCGGACUGAUUGGCACAUGGCUUUCACUGGCAUGUCACGUCGACAGAUGAUCUACAGUGCGGCCAAAGCAAUAGCGGGCAUGUAUAAACAGCGCCUGCCACCCAGGACCAUGUGAGCAGACUUACCUAGGAUACUGAGAUGUCCUCACUUUGAGCUUGGUGGUAAAGAAGAGAUUUUACCUUCUUAAAUUGGAUAGCUUCAGUGAUCCAGCAAUUUUGGUAAUUUUCAUGUAGGCUGCAGCUUUUCUUCCCCCUUUAAAAAGGCAUGGUGUCAUGUCAGUAGAUGAAAAGAAACAGAUCCUUUUUAUGAUCAUAUAAUUAAUGUACUAUAGUUCUCAGAAGAAAUAUAUGAAUAUUUUUAUAGGAUAAUUUGAUAUACCAAAUUUAUAAGGUACAGAUUCAUGGUUAAGAAAUUUAACUUAAUAUGUACUUGAUUGUUUUUCAUAACAUUGUUAACAUUUUUAUUGACUAUUCUUUAAAAGCAUUGUUUCUUUUAAGUCAAGAUUAAUCUCUUCUGUCAGUCUUUGAAGGUUUUGUGUGUGCACAUGAUCUCAGGUCUGAUGCUGAGCGGUGUGCUCAACAAUUUGCCCUAAAACACCUACCUGUAGGAAGAUGGUGCACAUUUUGUAAGCUUAUUGUUAACAUGGGCCAAAACAACAGAAUUGAUCACGUUCUCUUUGGUUAUCAUGUACACACAUAGUGUGAAUAAUUCUACAUUUUUUAAAAUAAGUUCUGGCAUUUUACAGAUUUAUACUCUCAACAUUAGGGUAAUACACUUUAUUUUUUGAUUGUUGUAUGACAACUAAAUGGCAAAUGAUUCCAGUAUUUUUUAAAUCAGAAGCAUUUGGGUAAUUUUCAAAUAAUGGUAAACUCUGACAGCAGCCAUUAUUUCUGCUUCCACUCAUGUUUCCCCAUUGUAAUAGAGAAGUUUUGAGAGGGAAUUACUUUGUUAAUGGGAUUGUCUGCCUGUUAUUUUAAUUAAGGUUACUUCUUACUACAUUUGCCUUAAAUACUGCUUUUCUAAUGCACUUUGUGGCAUUCAAGGUUUUCAAAGAAACUUUUAUAGUCAAUCUGGUUUAUUUAGUCCAUUAUGUUGGUACUUAAUGAAAGCUUCUUUUCUUCCCAAAUAUAUUUACCAUCUUUGGAUUUAUAUAAAUCAAAAUUAGUUUCUCUUACACUUUUGAACUCUAUAUAUGCAAGUUCAAAUAACUCAAGAUAGUUUCUUAUAUAAAUGUAAUUUAAUUUAUUUACUCUUCUAUGCAGUUCUCUAGAUUUAAAAGAAUUAGCACAAUCUUAUAAAGGGUGUUGAAGCUCUUAUCCUGCACUGUCAUUAAAUGUAAGGUUUGCUUUGUAUUUUUGCAGUGUUUUUACCUGGGGAUGAGAUGAAUAAGUAUUAAUUUUGUGACUAUGGUAUAUGUUAAUUUUUAAGCACUGUAAAAUGAUUGUUCAGUGAAAUUCAAACUUGUAUGUCAUUAAAAGUAAUGAGAGAAAAGAGAUGAAACCAGUUGGACUGGGGACUAUUUGCUUUUUUCUCCCUCAAGCUUAGGAAAGAAAACCUGUCUUCAACACAGUUCUUCACUGCUGUUUGGUCUAUUUUGUGGGUGGUUUUUUUUUCUAAAGUGCUCAAGUAACUAGUUACUGAGUUUUAUAAGCUUGUAUGUGUCUGUUUUGAUUAAGUUGUGUGAAAGAGAACAGGAAAAAAUUCAGGGAGAGUAAUUUAACAUCAACCUUAGUUGACAGAAGUACUCAGAUUAUUCAGUUCAAGAUCCUCCUAUUACUGAGUUUGCCCAGUAACCCUGGACCUAGAAUUGUGCCACAGCCUUCUGGAGUCGGAAGGCUUUAGGCAAUACUAGUAGUUUUCUUACCCUUCCUACUUCCCACUCUUUGUUCCUCUUCUCUCAAGGAUACUGAGGUAAGAAAUCGGGAACGUAGACAAAGUGGUUGUAUGAGAGUAACUAUAAGUAAAUAACAGUACAGAUGAGCGUGUAUUAUGUACAUCAUUUAAAAUUAUGCAAAUUAGUAAUAUACUCAGGGUCCACUAAAUUACUUCAAUAUGUUGCUGGAUUUACUUUGUUCCUUGGCUAGAAAAGAUUCUUAACAGGAAUUCAUGUUCUAUUAAGCCAAACUUUCUAUGUUCUAGAAGAUGUUGGGUUAUGUGUAAAUUAUUUAAAAACUUAGAUUUUUACUUCCAGGAAUGCUGUUCAUUUUUAAGGUACUAUGCAGGAUGAUAUAUUGGGUAACACCAAUUUUGUAAGUAUGUAAAUUUGACAUAAAUAAAUAAUACCUCUACUUAUU